AUGUUCAAACUUAUUGAUCUUAUCAAGAUUCCUCGAUUGAAUAGAAACAUUUGUACUUCGGGAAGGUUGUGGAGCGAAGAGCUUUUUGCUCACAGAGACAGUAAAGAAAACAAUCCAAAUACGCCAUUUGACUUUUCUCAAGCAAAUUUAAGGAGACUAACAGCUAUUAUUCAAAAUUAUCCCGAAGGGGCGCAGCGUUCUGCGCUUGGAGCAGCAAUGGAUAUUGUUCAAAGGCAAAUCGGAUGGAUACCCAUAUCAGCUAUGCACAAAGUGGCCGAUAUUCUCAGUAUUCCCCGUAUGAGAGUCUACGAAUGGGCUACAUUCUAUACCAUGAAUAAAAGGAGAUUCCGCGGAAAAUUCAAUGUGAAAGUUUGUAUAACAACGCCUUGUAUGCUGCGUGGAUCGGACAUCAUUUUAGCAGCUGUAGAAGAGGCAACCCGCUGUCGUGUGGGAGGUCUGUCCAGUGACAAAAUGUUCGGCGUGGAUGUCGUUCAAUGCCAGGGCGCGUGUGUUAAUGCACCCGUUCUUGUUGUAGACGACGAUUACUAUGAAGAUGUAACUGUAUGUGAUGUGAAUGAAAUUAUUCUGACUUUAAAAGAUGGAGGCAUACCACCUUGGGGUCCUCGCUCCGGUAGGACUUCCUGUGAACCAAUAACAGGACAAACGACUUUAUGUGAAUAUCCUCCCCAACCAGGCUUUGGUCUCCAACCAUCUUUAAGUGGCCGCUGCAAUUAG
This is a messenger RNA of Danaus chrysippus (African queen), 735 nucleotides long. The record is from the annotation of a GenBank genome assembly. NCBI's taxonomy places the organism in Eukaryota, Metazoa, Arthropoda, Insecta, Lepidoptera, Nymphalidae.